Molecule: messenger RNA, 4616 nt
Organism: Myripristis murdjan (pinecone soldierfish)
Lineage: Eukaryota; Metazoa; Chordata; Actinopteri; Holocentriformes; Holocentridae
Gene: ddhd2
Product: DDHD domain containing 2
Exons: 18
Coding region: 234-2447 (737 amino acids)
Cellular component (GO): cytoplasm; COPII-coated ER to Golgi transport vesicle
Molecular function (GO): metal ion binding; glycerophospholipase activity; triacylglycerol lipase activity
Source: RefSeq, a predicted model, not a curated record
GCGGCUCUUGUAAGCUAGCAGAGUUACUAGCUGCAGGUAGACAGCAAUUGUUUGUGUUUUCAACCGCGAACAAAAGUCUUUUGGGGAAGUGGUUGUUGAAUUAAACGCAGCGACUGGCUUCGACUUUUGCUAUCAAGUCCACAAACCCAGGACCUGAAAAGUGACAAGUCCUGUCUCUGAGCCCCCCGCCCCCCUCACAGCAGAGCUGAGGGUCGGGGUAAGGGCUCGGGGUGAUGUCACACAGCCCUGGUGAAGAGGGGGGUCUCUCUCAGGCUGCCCCUACCGUCAACACUGAGGACUUGUUGAACAGCCCCUCUCAGGCUUUGGCUUGUGGAAACACACCUGAGGAGCAGGUCUCACCCGUGGUGGAUGAGGCCUCUCCUUCUUCCACAUCAUCCUUUGAGAUGCUUGACAUGGACUCCGUGCCACCUCCUUACCAAGUAGUAAAGCCUCACUGGUUCUUCUGUCGACGGGCUGAUGACAACACCUCUUGGCUUCCUUUCAGCAGAGAAGACUCAGAGAAACUAGAGAAUGCCUGUGCCAGGUUAGGAGAGAAGGAGGAUGUGGUGGUAGCUGUGGAUGGAGAGCGGUACGAUGUGCGUGUCAAGGAGAGGCGGCGCUAUGCCGUGUACUGGGAUCAGGCUCCCUCUGAGGUCCGACGCUGCACCUGGUUCUACAAAGGAGACAAAGACACAAAGUUCAUGCCCUACACCGAGGACUUCAGCAACAAUCUGGAGGAUGCCUAUAUGAUAGCAGUGACUCUGGAUGAGUGGAAGAGGAAGCUGGAGUUUCCCUCAGGAGAGACAGUCAUCCUGCACAAUCCCAAGCUAAUUAUGCAGUAUCAGCCGAUAGGUUUGCAGGAUGAAUGGGUCUCUUCCCCCUCCGAGCAGACCCGCCCUCGAACAGUCAAGAGGGGAGUGGAUAACAUCUCUGUAGAAAUACCAGAUGGUGAAUCAGAAAAGGUGGAUCACCUUGUCUUUAUGGUCCAUGGCAUCGGCCCUGCAUGUGACCUGCGCUUCAGAUCAAUCAUACAGUGUGUGAAUGACUUCAGGAGUGCAUCCCUCUCCCUGCUUGGCACUCAUUACAAGCGUGGCCAGGAGGAUGGUAAGGUGGGCAGAGUGGAGUUCCUGCCAGUCAACUGGCACAAUGCUCUGCAUGGAGAUGCCACUGGCGUGGACGAAGACAUCCAGAGGAUCACUCUGCCGAGCAUCAGCAGGCUGAGACAAUUCACCAAUGACACUCUGUUGGACUUGUUCUUCUAUAACAGCCCCACCUACUGCCAAACUAUAGUGGACACAGUGGCGUCAGAGGUGAACAGGUUGCAUGCUCUUUUCAAACAGAGACACCCAGAGUUCACCGGGGCAGUUUCUGUAGUGGGGCACAGCCUGGGUUCGUUGAUCCUGUUUGACCUGUUAACCAAUCAGAAGACUGGUUCAAGAGAAUCCAACAGAGAAAGAGUGACCUGUGAUGACCCCUGUCCACUUAGCUGUGACAGCCUGGAGCAGACUCUGAUCAGACUGGGCCUACAGGAGUAUCUGGCUACACUACAGAGAGAGAACCUAGACCUGGAAUCACUGGCUUUGUGCCAAGAAAGUGAUCUUAAAGAUCUUGGAAUUCCUCUCGGACCUCGGAAGAAGAUCCUGGACUACGUUAGGAGGAAACAAGUACAAGAGGACUGUACAGCAGGCAUGGUGCCUCUGGCCCCAGGGCUACAAGCUCCACCUAAUGAUUCCUCAGGCAUUGAUCACCAUGGUAACCAGUCUUCAGGGUCGACACCACAGCAGGCCCAGCUGCACAGAGUGCAGUCCGUCACCAGUGCUGUAGACUAUGAGUACUUUGACGUGGGCAUCGGACAGACCAAUGGAGGCAUAGCCAAAGGCCAGGUAUCCAUUAACUACCCACAACUGGCCUUCCAGCCUCAGACCUUUUUUGCUUUUGGCUCUCCCAUUGGAAUGUUCCUGACUGUCCGUGGGCUGAAACAUAUUGAUCCCAACUACACCUUCCCCACCUGCAAGAGCUUCUACAACAUCUACCACCCUUAUGACCCUGUGGCUUAUCGGAUAGAACCCAUGAUUGUUUCAGAGGUAGAUCUGGAGCCCAUGCUGAUUCCUCACCAUAAGGGUCGCAAGAGGAUGCAUCUGGAACUGAAGGACAGUUUGGCUCGAAUGAGCAUGGACCUGAAGAAUAAUGUCUUGGGAUCAUUGCGAACAGCGUGGCAGUCCUUUGCCAGACUACCUGUGGCUGCACUGCCUCCAGUGGAGGAUGGAGAGACUACAACAGAGACAAACUUUCAAGACACACAGGCCUCAGCGGCAGUCACUGCUUCUGCCAAGACGGAAGAGAAAAGUGAUGAUUUUUGGACUAAAAUAAUGGAGUGGCCCAGGGCCCUUCAUAUGCAUUACUUCCAAGGUAAGCCAGGACCCUCUUGGCUAGAAAGGUCUGAGUGAAUGAACUCAUUCUAGCUUAUGAUUGUUUAAUGGUCUGGUUUACCACCACCCAGUCCUGUUUAUACAGAGAACUUUCUGUUAAGCUGCCUGAUAUGAUGAAAGUGAGCCUGUAGUAACCUGUCUCUUAUUCACCCUCUUAUUGGAUUUCUGCAGUAAACCUCUGUGUCCAUUACCCACGCAUUUUCCUGAGCACAGAAAGUGGUAAAAUUAACUCCCACCAUCACUUUUCAUUGCAGACAAGUGCCACUUGAUCUGCAGUGUUGAUAAACACUAUUGUACUCAGUUAGAGUGGCUUAUUUCAGCACCUUCACUCUCACAAAAACAAAUCUCACUAUUGCCAUUACUGCAGCAUGCUCUUGCUGUCCCGCACAAUGCCUGUUCUGCGCAGCUUGUCUGCUCCUCCCUGUCCCCAAACCUAAUUACACUACUCUGCUCUUACAUACAUCACUUACACAUGUUCAUCCAUCCUUCAAAUGAAAUUUGCCUGUAAUGAUAAUUUCUCCUGGCCCUUCCAUCUCUCUGUGUCUGACAGUUCUGAUUGGCUGGAUGCAUUGCUUGUUUCACCAAGCACCAAAUAUUGAAGAAACUAGUCCCUCAUAAUCCAUGUACUUUGUAAGAGCUGACCAAAUAAGACAACUUGGACAACAUCAAUCGCAGUUGCAUGUUUUUCAGACAGAAUAUGUGGCUGAAUAUCAGCUUUUAGGGAACAUCAUUCAGCAGCAGGUCACAUAGCUACAUGUUCUGCACAUUUCUACAACAUCCAUGGAGCUACAACUAUCAAUUAUAUAUAGGUAUAUAUUUAUAUAUAUAAAUAUAUAUUAUUUAUAUAUAUAAAUAGGUCAAGGGCACCGCACUUGUUUUUUGAAUGCACAGUGAGAGAACAUCCACUGUGCAGUGAAAUUUCUUAAUAGCUUUUUUCAACCUUUUGGAACCUCUUUGUCUCACCUUUGAAUCUUUUUAUUUGUUGCUCCUCUUUUUACAGAGGGCCAUGUCUUUUCAUUUACAGCUUUUCUUCCCUUGUUUACAACAUCAAAUAUUUUGAAAAUUCCAAGGUAGGGAGAAGCACAGCAAUGUUUUAUUAUACCUGUCAUUUCUCAGGAAUUGGUGGCUAUAAAGAAACAUUAAAAUGCAAAUGGAGGCCUGCCUGUAAUUUUCAAAUAACAGCCAAAUUAGCAAUGCAUCUGGGAUAAGUGACAUUAUUGUGUAACUUGAUUUCUUUUAGUUCUCAUAUAAAGUACACAUCUUAAUGUUGUAUGGAAAUACAAGACAGUAAAUUCAGGAUACGAUUGUCUUAAAUAGUCAUUCAGAAGAAAAUAGCAGCAAUCAGUUUCUAGAUCUACAACCCUUUAGAUGUGCUGUAGCUGUGAUAAGGCAAGAAUUUUUAUUAGGUCCUUGUUGAUGCAAGGACAUAAUAAAUGUCUGAAUUGCUUGUGGCAGUAACCUUCUAGGCUUUCAAGUAUGGUGAUUCUUAAGACAACAUUGUAUGAUAAAUGGCUUUGUAAAACAACAAGUCAAUGGCACUAAAUAAUCAUCUAAAACUAUCACUGAACACAAUACUAGCCCACUUUGACAAUUAUUUUAACAUCUUAGGUAACAGUUGCCGUGCUGAUAUGUGCAACAACUCAAAGCCAACAGCUGUACAAGUUGACUGUAUUACCAGUUGAUAAAAUAGACGUCUGCGCAUGAAAAAUGGGGUGUCUGGUUUUUAUUGGUAAAAAAGUUGCCUUUUAGUGUGAUCGAUCGAACUAAAACAUAUUUUUAGGUGUUAGGUGUUAACUGACAUCUCAAUGUUGUUUGAUAUAGAAAACAAAAUUAGGUGUUCCAUCCACAUGUAACUGCAUAUGUUGAACUGCCAGCAGUUUCAGCACUAAACCUUCUGAGGUUCAAAUUCAAAGCCAAGUAAACACUGGAUGUUUUUCAGUAUUGUACUUGUGUGAAAUCAGAUUGAUAUUACAGCUGCUCCUCCUGGCCUCUCCUGCCCCAUAAUGCAUUACAGUUUUCAAACUAGUGGGACAGGACGGACAGAACUGAAACUGGAUAUACCUACUGGCCUGCAUCAAACAGAAGAUAACCUUAGCGAAAUACAACUUCCAAGCAAAACCUUACACAGAGAGCACAGAGCUUUAAAUCCAAGAGCUGAUGUAACACUUAUGUUAUUCUGUUUAAAAA